AAAUGUCAAACUCCAACAAUAGGACACCAAUUAAACACUAAAGAUGAAGAUCGCAAUCGUAUUCUGUCUUUUGGCUGCUGUUGUGACUGUUCAGGCAGGAUAUUCUCCCAUGAGGAAAGCAGAUUCCAAAGUCAAAGCAUUGGCUGUUAAAGUCGAAGGUGAAGUAGAGAAUCAUAUGGGAACUCAGUACAACGGCUUCAUUAUUAUUUCAUACAGGCAAGAAGAAACUCGAAAAGGAACAAAGUAUUUGUUUAAGGUAAAGACAAAUAAAGUAUACUUACAUGUAAAAGCCUUUGUGAGCAAGAGCGGUGCUGUUUCAGCAAUUAAAGCGGUCCUAAAGAAGAAAAAUGAUGAUUUAGUAGAUUUCUAAUAAAUUC
Messenger RNA from Mytilus trossulus (common blue mussel), 377 nucleotides. RefSeq lists its product as uncharacterized. The record is from RefSeq and is a predicted model, not a curated record. The transcript is spliced from 3 exons. Bases 44 to 370 code for a protein of 108 amino acids. NCBI's taxonomy places the organism in Eukaryota, Metazoa, Mollusca, Bivalvia, Mytilida, Mytilidae.